This is a messenger RNA of Lentinula edodes (shiitake mushroom), 1022 nucleotides long. RefSeq lists its product as uncharacterized. The annotation marks the transcript as partial. The transcript is spliced from 12 exons. The record is from RefSeq and is a predicted model, not a curated record. Lineage: Eukaryota; Fungi; Basidiomycota; Agaricomycetes; Agaricales; Omphalotaceae.
ACAUGGAAUCCUUGGCUACUUCUUUCUUGCAUCUGAACAGCAACUACAUGUUCCAAACCUCGAAUUAUGCCCUAUAUGUUUGGGACCAUGCCAUUACAUUCUCGGAUGAAGUGGAUAAAAUUUGGUCGCAACCCAUGACAUUUGCUUCUCUUCUCUUCUAUAUAAACCGAUACUUAACGCACUGUCAAUUCAUCAUACUGCAAUUUGAAUUUCAUGAAACAUCAUGGACCCACUCAGUGUGUAAUCGAUAUGUCAAGUUUGCCGGAGCCACUACCUUAUGUCUUGUUACUGUCGCUGAACUUUCUAUGAUCCUUCGUGUUUAUGCCUUGUACCUUAGAAGCAAAUGUAUCCUGAUGUUGCUCCUCCCAGUACUUGUAGCCCAAAUUUUCUUUAGUGGGUGGGCUGUUCAUUUUGGAGAAAGAGUCCCUCUCCCAGAUGGAUUUCCAGGCUGCGUAUUGACUGGGCGAUCACAAUGGAUGGCUGCCUUGUGGGCUGCUCCACUUGUGACAGAUUCAUGCAUCUUCUUUCUGACUUUAUGGAGAACAAUUCGCUAUAGAAGCAAGCACGGACAUAUAUCAACAAUGCAGUUAAUUCUUCGAGAUGGCAUAAUUUACUUUGCAUUAAUAUGUAGUGUGAAUAUAAUGAAUGUUAUGAUUUAUUUUCUAGCGGUCGAGGACCUGAAAGCUGUUGGCGCAAGCUUCAGCCAGAUUCUUACUGCUAUCAUGGUGGCACGACUCCAACUCAAUUUAAAAAAGACAAUUACCCUGGAUGAAGAAUCAACGGCAGUUCCCUCACCACAAGGCCGUGGCCUGAAUUUUGGUCGAAAGGUGGAUUCUAGUGCUGGGAAUAACAUGGACUUCUUUUCUGUUGGCCAUCUUGGUGAUGAACUCUAUGGAAGCUUUUUUGAAGGUGCCUUCAAUGGAGAAGAUGAAGAAAAACUGUAUGGCUCCGGUGAAAUAAUUGAACUAGACGAGAGGCCUCUCAGGGUGGGAUAGAGCAGUUGAUUCUACACAUGUUAGUAG